Cottoperca gobio is the source of this 2315-nucleotide messenger RNA. It is a transcript of the gene soul5l, whose product is annotated as heme-binding protein soul5, like. NCBI's taxonomy places the organism in Eukaryota, Metazoa, Chordata, Actinopteri, Perciformes, Bovichtidae. The transcript has 7 exons. Gene Ontology annotation, molecular function: heme binding. The coding region runs from base 95 to 952 and encodes 285 amino acids. The record is from RefSeq and is a predicted model, not a curated record.
CGACACUCCAGCACAAUGUGAGUAGCAGCUCUUUGUAUAUUCGUCUCUAAAGAAACAUCUCUGCCGCAUUGGGAGACAUUUGUUCACAGGUCUGAUGGUGUUUGAGGGACUUCUCUGCAGCGUCAUGUUCAGGGCUUUUAUUUUGGCGUUCUUGGCCCUGGUGGUCGCUGCUGACGGAAGUGUUGGGCCGAGUACCAACAGAAGCUUCUGCACCGAGUCAAAGGAAUGUCUGGAAUAUCAGCUGGUGUGCAAAACAGAUGAAUAUGAGGUGCGACACUACAGCCCCACCCGCUGGGUGUCCACAGAUGCAGAAGCUUACUUCAUGGGUGUGGGUGCAGCCAUGGCCUUCAGGAGACUGUUCCAGUACAUCACUGGAGCCAAUGAGGGAGGUGUGCAGAUGGAGAUGACCGCCCCCGUCCUGGUGAAGAUCCCAGAGGAUACCAAGAUGUGGGAGCCAGCUCUCUACUCGUUGAGCUUCCCGCUGCCGGCAGCCUAUCAGGAGAAGCCACCGACGCCCACCAACGACAAGCUGUAUUUCACGGAGAUGCCAGAGAUGGAUGUAUAUGUGCGGAGCUAUGGAGGCUGGAUGCUGUCGGUCACCUCCAGGCUGCACGCUCACCUGCUGACCAAAGAGCUGGGCAGAGUGCGAGCGUCCUACAAUCACAGCUACCACUACGGAGUCGGAUAUGACAGUCCCUUGAAGCUGUUGAACAGACACAAUGAGGUUUGGUAUGUUGCUGAUGGGGAGCUGGUCUGCACAGAUCCACAGGAGCCGACCCCCCCCCACACACCCAGACCGACUACCCCCGUCUCCCCCACAGACUCUCUGUCCGACCCCCCCACACACACCCUCUCUGACUCCCCCGCCCUCCCCCCCCUCCAACCUUUCCUCAUAUGCAGCAUCCGACUCUUCACAAACUCCCCCGGACCCCCCUGCUCUCCCCCCCUCUAACGCUCCACCCAGUCCUUCGUCCAGCCAUCCCCCCACCGCCACCCACAUCCUGCUGGACCUGACAACCAACUCCUCCGACCCCGCCUCUGUGAGCCCGUCCCUGGAGCCCCGGCACGAUAGCGCCCGGUGGAAUAGCACCAGCCCCGUCCACAGUACCAGCCCCGCCCUCGGCACCAGCCCUGCCCUCGACACCAGCCCCGCCCUCGGCACCAGCCCGGCCCUCGACACCAGCCCGGCCCUCGGCACCAGCCCCGGCCCUCGGCACCAGCCCCGCCCUCAGCUCUCUGGAUACACAGGCUGACAGCAGCCCUGUGGUGGAGCCAGACGCUCAUUAGCAGCUCUCCCCCCCCCCCCCCCCCCCCCCCUCCUCUGCUGCCUCCACAGAGAGAAGUGUUGAUGAAUUAUCACACAGAAUAAUAAAGUCUCGUAGAUCCGGUCACACAGGACGUUUCUCUAAAACCUAAACUCUACUUUAUGUUUAUCUGUGUGAAGCUUUAUGAAACGUUAAUAUCUCAAAGUCUUCAGACUCACAAUGAUUCAUCAUUAAAUCAGUUUAUUAAAGACACGCAGGCUUUUCUCGCCAUCCACAUCAAAGUGUGGAGGAGAAACUGGUCUUCGUCACUCUGCCCCCCCCCCGACGGUCGUUAAACUCAACUCAUCAACACUUUUCUCCGUGUUUUGAUUCUUUGUUCUCUGAGUCAGCAGAGACAAUAAAGUUUUCUUCAGGAGUUCAAGGAAACGACUGACAGACGCUCAGUUAGUGGUGGAGCAGUAACACUGGAGCUGGAGGCUGUCUUCAUCUUCCUCUUCCUCUUCCUCCUCCUCCUCCUCUUCCUCUUCCUGUAUCCCCUCUUCCUGGUGUUUAUCGAUGGAUCACAGCUGUGCAGCUGUGCACCACGUCUUCGUCGCUCUGAGCUCAUCGCAGUAUAAAGUCUGAUGUUAGUUAGAAGGUUAGAAACUAGGUGAUCAUGAACUGAGUUGAAGAGCAAACUUCCUGUUCGACGCUGUAACUUCCUACGAGCUUCUUGUCUUCUUACUUCCGUAUAUUUCACUUCUCUGGGAUCUUCGGUGCUGAGAACAAAGUGGCUCCUUGUAGAAUUUAUCAAACAAGUAUUCGGCUCAAAGUGCCUGUAAAAAUCUUGUCUCAGUAUUUUCAAUAAUUACAAUUCCACUAAUUUCAGGAGGAAAGUUCCCGUCGAAACGUUAAGCUGUGGACACACUCGGUUCUCUGCCCCGGAGAUCCCUCCACCCUCCAUCUAACAAGGCAAUCUGUUACAUCUGGUAAUAAUAAUUAAUAUUAAUGGGUCUGAGCUGCAGACUGUGUGUGAGGAAGGUGCAAUAAAAAACUAAAACUCUCGUCAGA